Pleurotus ostreatus (oyster mushroom) is the source of this 915-nucleotide messenger RNA. RefSeq lists its product as uncharacterized. The transcript is spliced from 8 exons. The record is from RefSeq and is a predicted model, not a curated record. The coding region runs from base 1 to 915 and encodes 304 amino acids. Lineage: Eukaryota; Fungi; Basidiomycota; Agaricomycetes; Agaricales; Pleurotaceae. Gene Ontology annotation, molecular function: nucleic acid binding; RNA-DNA hybrid ribonuclease activity. Gene Ontology annotation, biological process: DNA replication, removal of RNA primer.
AUGGUCAGUCCGAAGUACUAUGCAGUUCAGAAAGGAAGGUUACCGGGGGUUUAUACUACAUGGAAGGACUGCGAGUUGCAAAUCCGCAACUUCGCAGGCGCCGUUCACAAGAGCUUUGCCACGCACGCCGAGGCGGAACGGUUCGUCCUCGAAACGGGCUUGGGUGAGAACAAAUCGGUGAAGCGGAAGAGCAACGAGAGGGAGGAUGAGGGUGGCGCGCCGGGGUCGGAGCCAGAAUUCGAGGAGGUAUAUUGUGACGGAGCAUGUAAGAAUAAUGGAAAUCCCGAUGCAGUUGCAGGAAUAGGCAUCUGGUGGGGCCCCGAUGAUCCAAGAAAUGAGGCCUUCAGGUGCCCCGGAGCUCAGACUAACAAUAGGGCUGAACUUAUUGCCAUCAUUAUGGUGCUUUUAUCAGCGCCAAUGGAUGGCAAGCCCCUGAUUAUUAAAUCUGAUUCGGACUACUCACGGAAGUGCCUUGGUGAAUGGUCCAGGGGCUGGAUUCAGAAGAACUGGGUUACCAGUAGUGGCCAACCAGUAAAAAAUCGAGGCAUUAUCAAGUAUCUUCUUGCUCUUCUCAAUGCCAGACAGCAAUGGGGCCAUAAAGUAGAGAUCAAGUGGGUUAAGGGCCAUGCAGGCAUUGUUGGCAAUGAAGGUGCUGAUCAACUUGCUAACUUGGGAUGCACAUAUGAUGAGGAAGAGGACUGGGACUGGGAGGCAAAGACAGAACAGUUCAAUGCUGUUUUUCAGGAGGAGCUACAGAAGAAGAAUCAACUGGAAGCCAAGGGUAAGAAAAGAGCAAAGACUUCACCAUUUGAUUCUUGUUAUGGCAACAAUACAUCUGCAUCAUUUACAGAAUCAGAGUUGCUAGCAUAUCUUGAAUGUCUUAAGGAUGACUAUACUCAAGAUCUCAGUGAUUAG